AUGGAAUCCAAUGACUUCUAUGAUGUAUACGACACAAACCAACCCACUGCUUGGGAAGAGUACCAGCAUGAUUUAGAUGAGGUCGAUUGCCUCAGAAGAAGGAUCAAAUACUUCUUUAUGAACCCCUGCGAGAAAUACCACGCACGUGGAAGAAAACCGUGGAAACUCAGUCUGCAAAUUGUCAAAAUUGCCAUCAUUACGAUCCAGUUGGUGUCUUUUGGACUGAGCAAUCAGAUGGUAGUUACAUUCAAGGAGGAAAAUCUGAUGACAUUCAAGCAUCUUUUCCUGAAAGAUUAUGUUGAUGGUGGCAUGGACAUGUAUGCAGUUUACAGACAGGCAGAUGUCUACGAUCACAUUGAUUACAUUGUUACACAGUAUGGACAGCUGUACAACAAUACGGUUGGCAAUCAUGCAUAUGAGAAAAAUGGUAGCAACUACACUCCACUGUCCAUGUGUCAAGAGUUUUACCGGAACGGUACCAUCCACCCAGGAGCAGAAACAUUUGAGAUAGAUGCUCAUGUCGAUACUGAAUGCCUCGAAGUUUAUCCCACAUAUCCACCAUCACCAUCUGACAUACGUCAACACUUUGAGUUGCAUUUCAAAAGGCUGCUAUCCAUCAAGAUCUCAUUUGUUCUCAAGGCCAUAAAUUUACAGACUGUGAGACAUCGAGAGCUGCCAGACUGCUAUGACUUCACUGUCAUUAUCACUUUCAACAACCAAGUUCACAGUGGCAGGAUAAAGGUAGACCUGGAAAGUGAUGUGGGCAUCAAUGAAUGCAGAGACUGGAAAGUCACUGGGGCCUCUGCUAAACAGAUAUAUCUGACCGUGUUGUUCGACUGCCUCAUUGUUAUAACCUGCAUCGUCUCCUUUAUCCUCUGUAUGCGCUCAGUGAUCAAAGGAAUUUGGCUGAUGUUUGAGUACAACCAGCACUGCAGUAAAAACGGUGGGAGAGACGUACCAGUGCAGGAGAAGUUGGAGUUUGUGAGCGGUUGGUAUAUCCUGAUUAUUGUCAGUGACACACUGACCAUCAUAGGCUCCAUCCUCAAGAUGGCAAUCCAGACUAAGAUCCUCACAAGCUAUGAUGUGUGCAGCAUCUUUCUUGGCACGGGAACAAUGUUUGUCUGGAUUGGCGUCAUCCGCUAUAUGGGCUACUUUAGGAAGUAUAAUAUUCUCAUCCUUACACUCAGGGCUGCUUUCCCAAACGUUAUCCGUUUCAUCUGCUGUGCUGGAAUCAUCUACUUGAGUUACUGUUUUUGUGGCUGGAUCGUUCUUGGCCCUUAUCAUGAGAAGUUCCGGACCCUAAACACUGUGUCAGAGUGCUUGUUCUCACUGAUCAACGGAGACGACAUGUUCCCCACCUUCAAAAACAUGAAGCAGAAGAGCAGCCUGGUGUGGAUUUUCAGCAGGGUCUACCUCUAUACCUUUGUGUCACUCUUUAUAUACAUGAUCCUCAGCCUUUUCAUCACCCUCAUCACUGACACCUAUGACACAAUCAAGCAACAGCAGCAGAGUGGUGUCCCGACCUCCGAGCUGCAGAAGUUCCUGUCAGUGUGUAAAGAUCUGCCAAAUUCUGGAGUAUACAGACUUGACCAGAACAACGGCUGCAUUUUUAGCUGCUGCAUCAACAGAUGCAGGGAGCAACAAGAGAGGCUGACCUCAGAGGCGUAG
This is a messenger RNA of Menidia menidia (Atlantic silverside), 1668 nucleotides long. Lineage: Eukaryota; Metazoa; Chordata; Actinopteri; Atheriniformes; Atherinopsidae. The record is from the annotation of a GenBank genome assembly.